This is a messenger RNA of Mya arenaria, 567 nucleotides long. Its product is annotated as probable 28S ribosomal protein S6, mitochondrial. The transcript has 3 exons. The coding region runs from base 51 to 467 and encodes 138 amino acids. Gene Ontology annotation, molecular function: small ribosomal subunit rRNA binding; structural constituent of ribosome. Lineage: Eukaryota; Metazoa; Mollusca; Bivalvia; Myida; Myidae. Gene Ontology annotation, biological process: translation. Gene Ontology annotation, cellular component: ribosome; mitochondrial small ribosomal subunit. The record is from RefSeq and is a predicted model, not a curated record.
CUGCUACCCAUUUUAGUUAACAUAGGGUUCCAAAACAAAUAAACAACAGAAUGCCUCCAUAUGAAAUGGCUUUAGUUUUAAGAAAUGCAGCUAAUAUGAAAUUGCUGAAGGAGAGUUUGAAGGGUGCCUGCAAACAAAUAUGGGAACAAGGAGGUCUAAUAAAGAAAGUUGAGAAUCUAGGGAAGAGAGAAUUGCCCCACCCCACCAAGUCACAUCGUAACAGACUCACGCAUGGACACUACUUCUGUAUUCAGUUUGACAAUUCAGUGGAUGGCAUGAGACAAGUGGAGCAUAAACUCAGGAACGCUGAUGAAGUAGUCAAGUUUGGCAUAAUUGGACGGCGGGAAGAGAAUCAGAGACCAUGUCAGAUAGGCCAGUGCUUGUUUGGUGAACUUCCCCAUCCAGAACAUGAACGACAUGCUUAUAAGAAACGUGUACUUAAGAAAUUUAAGGCAAAACUUGUGUAAACAGUUGCUUUAGUAAACAUUUUGUGGUUUCAAUUUUUUGUUAUAUUAUUUGUGUUCUUCAAUUAGUCGAUUUUUAAUAAAUGUACAUUGGAAUUGAUAA